AUGAAGAUAGCUGCAGGAAGUCCCGCGGGCAUGGUAGCAAUGAAGGAGUUCAGGGACCUUGGAUUCGACGUCACAGUGUUUGAGAAGAGAAGCGAUGUUGGCGGCGUCUGGACGUGGACUGAGGAUGCAGACUCUACGACGGCGCUGAAAGAGACGAAGCUGUGUAACAAUAAGUACUCGGUUGCGUUACCCGACUAUCCACUACCUAAAGGUUUCCCAUGGACAGUCGCCGCCCCCGACCUAGGUUCUUACCUAAGCUCCUACGCCAAACACUUCGAUCUUUACCGCAACAUCCACUUCAACAAGACCGUCACAAACCUCACAAGAGACCACACCCACCAAAAGUGGCAACUUACCUUUUCCGACGCACUUUCCACUCCCCUGUCCUUUGACAAGAUUGUCUGGUGUACAGGCGGCUUCGUAAAGCCAAAACGCCUCAUUCUCCCCGGUCAAGAAAGCUUCAAAGGCCGCAUCCUGCAUUCCUCACAAGCACGCGACCUCUCGGCAUUCAAAGACCAGAAUGUCGUCGUCCUGGGCAUCGGCAAUACAGCCGCCGAUGUCGCUAACGCACUCGUCCAGCAUGGCGCAGGCAAGAUCUACUUCUCGCACCGGCGCGGCGCGAAGAUCCUACGGCCUUGCGACCCAAAAACUGGCGUACCGUCAGAUGUGAUGCUGACGACCAGUCUAGUGCCUAUCACCUGGAUGCUGCAAAAGCACUGCCCCGCCGUAUACGGCUGGAUGAUGGACAGCGCCGUGGCGCAAAACUUCAAAGACAGCUGGGGCGAGAACAAACCCGAGUGGGGGCUUGUAGACUCGCCUGGUAUGGGCGACGGCCAGCACGUCGUGGUAUGCAGCCAGGAUCUCGUUCCUAACAUCCAGAAUGGAAGCAUACUUUCAGUGCCGGGCAUCAAAGCUCUCGCCGGCCCAAACACUGUAGAGUUUGACAACGGACAAGUGGCUGAAGGCAUCGACGCCAUCAUCUUAUGCAUAGGCUACGCCGACGACAUGGACAUCCUGAAAGAAGCUAUUGAGUUCACUCCCGCGCAAAGCGACACCCCAGCACUGCCAGGCCUGUAUAUGAAUAUCUUCCCGCCCAAAUACGCGGAUUCCUUCGCACACCUAUCCCUCACGCACCUUUUCGGCCCCCAAAUCCCCGGCCGCGUCCUCGCUGCGCUCGCCUUGCCACAGAUUUGGGCCGGUCGCUCUCCCCUCCCGCCCCUCUCUAUAAUGUCCACCUGGAUCACCACCCACCAAACCUGGCUCACGCAGCGCAUCGCAAAAGCCGGGCCCAACGGCAACGGCUACCAAGAAGUCCACAACGGCGACUGGAGUUACUUUCUGCACGAGGCGGCGGGAACAGGGUUGUAUGAGUACGUGGGGUGGGGAUGGAGGGCGUGGGGCUUGUGGUGGAGAGAUAGGGAGCUGUAUCGUGCGAUAAGUAACUUGCCGAUAUGUACUUAUAGUUAUAGGGUGUUUGAUAUGGGGAAGAGGAGACCAUGGGAGGGGGCGAGGCAGGCGCUGAUUGAGGCUUGGAGGGAGUUGGAGGAUUUGAAGAAGGCAGGGGGGAAGAAAGAUAAGUAG
This is a messenger RNA of Didymosphaeria variabile, 1581 nucleotides long. RefSeq lists its product as uncharacterized. Lineage: Eukaryota; Fungi; Ascomycota; Dothideomycetes; Pleosporales; Didymosphaeriaceae. The record is from RefSeq and is a predicted model, not a curated record. Gene Ontology annotation, molecular function: N,N-dimethylaniline monooxygenase activity; flavin adenine dinucleotide binding; NADP binding. The transcript has 4 exons. Bases 1 to 1581 code for a protein of 526 amino acids.